Arabis nemorensis is the source of this 1107-nucleotide messenger RNA. The record is from the annotation of a GenBank genome assembly. NCBI's taxonomy places the organism in Eukaryota, Viridiplantae, Streptophyta, Magnoliopsida, Brassicales, Brassicaceae.
GCUUUUGGCUCAGCACGGUGUGACAAUAACGUAGCGAGGUUCAAGAAUGUCCUAAGCCGUGUCAUCGAGUCUGGCUUGCCCAUCAACCUAGUGCAUGUCAAGUUUCCACAUCAAGAAGCUGGUUUGCCAGAAGGACAAGAGAAUCUAGAUUUGCUUGAAUCGUUGAGGUCAAUGUUACAUUUCCUUCAAGUACUUAACAAGCUUGAAGAACCUGUCCAGAAGCUAAUGGAAGAGAUGAGACCUCAACCAAGUUGUUUCAUUUCUGAUAUGUGUUUGUCUUAUCCAAGCAAAAUUGCUAAGAAGUUGAAUGUCCCAAAUAUCAUUUUCCAUGGCAUGUCAAGCUUCUGUCUACUAUGUACGCAUAUUCUACGCAAAAACCCUGAGAUCCUCGAGGCUGUAAAGUCGGACAAAGAGUAUUUCCUCAUCCCUUAUUUUCCUGACACAGUGGAAAUUACGAAACCUCAAUUUCCUGUCCAAAUUUAUGCUGAUGGAGAUUUGGAAGAUGUGUUGGACGAUUUGGUAGAGGCUGAUAACACAUCAUAUGGUGUGAUUGUCAACACAUUUCAAGAGCUUGAGCAUGCUUAUGUCAAAGACUACAAGGAGGCUAGGGCUGGUAAAGUAUGGUCAAUUGAACCUGUUUCCUUGUGCAACAAGGUAGGAGCAGAUAAAGCUGAGAGGGGAAAUAAGGCAGCCAUUGAUCAAGAAGAAUGCUUUAGAUGGCUUGAUUCUAAAGAAGGUUCGGUGCUUUAUGUUUGCCUUGGAAGUAUAUGCAAUCUUACUCUCUCUCAGCUCAAGGAGCUCGGUCUAGGCCUUGAGGAAUCUCAAAUACCUUUCAUUUGGGUCAUAAGAAGUUGGGAGAAGUAUAAUGAGCUAGCUGAGUGGAUUUCACAAAGUGGUUUCGAAGAACAGAUCAAUGAGAGAGGGCUUCUCAUCAAUGGGUGGUCCCCACAAAUGCUUAUCCUUUCACAUCUUUCUAUUGGAGGGUUCUUAACACAUUGCGGAUGGAACUCGUGUACCGCUACUGACAUGGCCGCUAUUUGCGGACCAGUUUGGGAACGAGAAAUUGGUCGUGCAGGUACUGAAAGUCAGUGUGAGAGUCGGGGUUAA